This is a messenger RNA of Penaeus indicus, 1023 nucleotides long. RefSeq names its product forkhead box protein B1-like. The transcript has a single exon. NCBI's taxonomy places the organism in Eukaryota, Metazoa, Arthropoda, Malacostraca, Decapoda, Penaeidae. Gene Ontology annotation, biological process: regulation of transcription by RNA polymerase II; anatomical structure morphogenesis; cell differentiation. The record is from RefSeq and is a predicted model, not a curated record. Gene Ontology annotation, molecular function: DNA-binding transcription factor activity, RNA polymerase II-specific; RNA polymerase II cis-regulatory region sequence-specific DNA binding. The coding region runs from base 1 to 1023 and encodes 340 amino acids.
AUGCCGCGUCCUUCCCGUGAGAGCUACGGCGACCAGAAGCCGCCCUACUCGUACAUCUCGCUGACGGCCAUGGCCAUCUGGAACAGCCCCGAGAAGAUGUCGACGCUGGCCGAGAUCUACAAGUUCAUCAUGGACAACUUCCCUUACUACCGCAAGAACACGCAGCGCUGGCAGAACUCCCUCCGCCACAACCUCUCCUUCAACGACUGCUUCAUCAAGAUCCCUCGGCGCCCCGACCGCCCCGGCAAGGGCGCCUACUGGACCCUCCACCCGUCCGCCAUGAACAUGUUCGAGAACGGCAGCUUCCUCCGCCGCAGGAAGCGCUUCAAGAUCCCCCGCGACGAGAAGGACGCCCUCGAGGCCGGCAUGACGUCCUUCGGCGGCGCCCCGCGGCAGGAGGAGCUGGCGACCGGCAUGCCCCGCGACCUGGGCCAUAUCGCGCAGGAGCUGGGCCAGCACCUGGGCCAUCUGGGCCACUUCGCCUCCCCCGCGCCGCCCUCGGGCCCGUCGGCGCCCAAGCGCCAGGCCUUCACGAUUGAGAACCUGGCCACCAGCGACGCCCGCCCCAGCCCGCCCGUGCCCGCUUCCCUGUCUUCCUUCCUGCCGCCCAUGGGCGUCGGGAUGGGCCAGCAGCACAUCCAGGCCGCCGCCCACCCGCACCACCCUGCCCACCAGGUGGGCGUGAGGUGCACCUCGUGCCCGUCCUGCGUGGGCGCGUCCCUACCUCAGCUGUACACCGCCGCCCUCGCCAUGAACAUGAGCCUGGCGGCGCCCACGCCCCUGUACCCGAGCCCGCUGCUGCACAGCCUGCGGCCCGACCUGCUGCAGCCGCGGCCGCGCUUCGAGCAUGAGCUGAGCCCGCUGUUCGAGCCCGCGCCGGCGCUCGCCAAGCGCGACCCCUACGAGGCGUUCGCGCCCAAGUACGAGCAGCCCAUCGACCUGUCGCCUUCGCUGGCGAGGCCGUCGGCGGGCGGCGAGAAGGAGAACGCGUUCCGGUUCUCGCCGCCUGUCAGGACCCUCUGA